This is a messenger RNA of Racocetra persica, 2413 nucleotides long. The record is from the annotation of a GenBank genome assembly. Lineage: Eukaryota; Fungi; Glomeromycota; Glomeromycetes; Diversisporales; Gigasporaceae.
AUGUCAACCACUACCCCCACCAGGAUAAGAUAUCAUAAGCGAACUCCUACUGGUCUAACAAAAAGUGAACAAGAAAAUUGGGAUCCAAAAAUUUUGGGCUUAUGGGAGAAAUGCGCCGUUGGUGAUAACAAUGACAAAGAAAGCUUUCAAAGAUCGUUUGUUCGUCACGUGACCACAACUCUCGCCAGAUCAGUUUAUAAUAUCGAUAACUUUAGUGCAUAUCAAGCCACCGCUAACACUGUUCGUGAUCGAUUGAUCAAACGAUGGAAUGAUACUCAGCAGAGUCACACUGAAAGCGACCCAAAGCGUGUUUAUUAUCUAUCUUUGGAAUUUUUAUUGGGUAGAUCAUUAGAUAACGCCCUUCUCAAUUUGGGGUUGAAGGAAAGUUUUGGAGAGGGUGUCAAGGAUUUGGGUUUCAGAAUGGAGGAUGUCCUUGAUCAAGAAGUUGAUGCUGCUCUUGGUAACGGAGGUCUUGGUCGUCUUGCCGCUUGUUAUAUGGAUUCUCUGGCUACAUUAGACUAUCCUGCAUGGGGAUAUGGCCUCAGAUAUACUUAUGGUAUCUUUCAGCAAAGAUUAAAAGAUGGUUAUCAAGUAGAAUUUCCUGAUUAUUGGCUGAAUUUCGAUAAUCCAUGGGAGUUGCCUCGUCUUGAUGUCGUUGUUGAUGUUCAAUUCGGUGGUUCUGUCAACAAAUAUACUGAUGAUGAAGGUCGAGUGCGACAUGUUUGGGAAGGCUCUGAUAUAAUAAAAGCUGUUGCUUACGACGUUCCUAUUCCUGGAUAUGGCACCAAAAACUGCAUUAAUAUCCGUUUAUGGAGUAGUAAGCCAAAGCGUCAGUUUGAUCUUCACCGAUUUAACGAAGGCCAAUACGAACAGGCCGUUCAAGAACAAAUGCAGGCUGAAAAUAUUACUGCUGUUCUAUAUCCAAAUGACAACCAUAUGGUUGGUAAAGAAUUACGUCUCAAGCAACAAUACUUCUGGGUUGCUGCUAGCUUACACGAUAUUGUUCGUCGCUUCAAUAAAUCUGGAAAACCGUGGAGUAAAUUUCCUGAUCAGUGUCUUGACUGGGAUGAGGCUUGGGAUAUCGUUCGCCGUACGUUUGCAUUCACAAAUCACACUAUCCUUCCAGAAGCCAUGGAAAAAUGGCCUGUACCAAUGGUCGCAUAUUUACUACCAAGACAUAUGCAAAUUAUUUUCGAUAUCAAUCUGUUUUUCUUGCAAGAUGUUGAAAAAAAAUUCCCAGAUGAUAGGGACCUUCUGGCCAAAUUAUCUAUAAUUGAAGAAUCGACGCCACAGUUCGUAAGAAUGGCUCAUCUUGCCAUAGUUGGUUCACAUCGAGUUAAUGGUGUUGCUGAAUUACACUCAAACUUGAUCAAAACAACUAUUUUCAAAGAUUUCGCUAAAUAUUAUGGCUCUGAAAAGUUCGAUAAUGUAACCAAUGGAAUCACUCCACGAAGAUGGUUACAUCAAGCUAACCCAAAACUAGGUGAUUUGAUUACAGAAGUUUUGGGCAACAAAGACUGGCUAAAAGAUUUAAGUCUAUUGAAAAAACUUGAGUCGUUUGUUGAUGACAAAGAUUUCAAGAAACGAUGGGCUGAGAUUAAACAUUUUAACAAGGUUCGAUUAGCUAAACACAUCGAAACGCAGACUGGGAUCAUAGUUAGUCCCGAUGCCAUGUUUGAUAUUCAAGUGAAAAGAAUUCAUGAAUACAAAAGACAAUUCAUGAAUAUUUUAGGUGUUAUUCAUCGGUAUAACUGCUUGAAGAAAAUGUCUUCACAAGAAAAGUCAGAAGUUGUUAAACGUGCUGUCAUCUUUGGUGGAAAAGCAGCCCCAGGCUAUUAUAUUGCUAAAUUGGUUAUCAAACUAAUAAAUAGCGUCGCAGAUGUUAUUAACAAUGACAAAUCUAUCGAUAAUCUCUUAAAGGUUGUUUUCAUUCCUGAUUAUAAUGUGUCCGUUGCCGAAAUUAUUAUUCCAGCGUCAGAUAUUUCACAACAUAUUUCAACAGCUGGCACUGAAGCUUCUGGUACUAGUAAUAUGAAAUUCGUCUUAAAUGGCGGCUUAAUUCUCGGGACUGUAGAUGGUGCAAAUAUUGAGAUUCAUGAAGAAAUUGGUGAUGAUAAUAUAUUUAUGUUCGGAAAUUUGGCUGAUCAAGUUGAAGAUUUGAGGCAUGCUCAUAGGUAUCGCAAUGUGCCAAUGGAUCCUGCACUACAAGAAGUCGUUAAGGAUGUCGAAUCCGGUCAAUAUGGCGAUUCACGCAUAUUUGCUCCUCUAAUUAAUACUUUAACUGUCGGCAAAGAUUACUAUUUAAUCUCGGAUGACUUUGGAUCAUAUCUUAAUGCACAGAGCUUAGUCGAUGAAGCGUAUAAAGAUCAAGAUGAUUGGAUAAGAAAGAGUAUUUUAUGCACUGCCCGGAUGG